AUGACAAGCUCCAAGGUCUGGUUCAUCACUGGGUGCAGCAGUGGAUUUGGUCGAGAACUUGCACUCGCUGCGUUAAGACGCGGUGACAGAGUAAUAGCCACCGCUCGCAAUGCCAGCAAGCUUGACGAUAUCAAGGCUGCUGGCGCCACAACGAUGAACUGGGAUGUCACGGCGCCCUUGGAGGAUCUCAAGAAAGCAGCUGAACAAGCGCAUCAAGUUUAUGGACGAUUCGACUAUCUGAUCAACAACGCGGGUUACAGCCAAGUCGGCGGACUAGAGGAACUCACUCCGGAACAAACUCAAGCACAAUUCGCCACCAAUGUGUUUGGGCUGCUGAACACUACGCGGGCCAUUGUUCCGUAUAUGCGGGCGAAACGGUCAGGGGUUGUGGCCAACUUUUCCAGCGUCGGUGCCUGGCGAGGUUACGCAGGCGUCGGUCUGUACUGUGCUUCCAAGUGGGCGGUCAGUGGCAUCUCGGAAACUCUUUACUUUGAGCUGGCAGACUUCAACAUCAAAGUCUGCACCAUCGAACCUGGUUAUUUCCGAUCCAACUUCCUCAACGUCGGUAACAAGCUCCCAAGAGAGAAUACGAUUGCGGAUUACGAAGGAACGGCAGUGCGAAAGGGAGAGCAGUUGUUGGAUGAUUAUGACAACAAACAACCAGGCGACGUCAAGAAGGGCGUCAGGGUCAUUAUCGAUGUCUUGACUGGUGCGACAGGCAAGGACAUCCCAAUGCGGCUGGUGCUCGGACCAGACGCAUACGGCAUGAUCAAGGCCAAGUGUGAGGAGACCAUCGAAGGGCUGGAAGAAUGGAGGGAUCUGACUUGCUCGACCGAUUUGGAUGAGAAGUAA
This is a messenger RNA of Fonsecaea multimorphosa CBS 102226, 852 nucleotides long. RefSeq lists its product as uncharacterized. Bases 1 to 852 code for a protein of 283 amino acids. The transcript has 2 exons. Lineage: Eukaryota; Fungi; Ascomycota; Eurotiomycetes; Chaetothyriales; Herpotrichiellaceae. The record is from RefSeq and is a predicted model, not a curated record.